AUUUGGUUAAGAAAUUUGACAAUAUAAAAUAAGUUUGUAUAAACAUCCAUAGAAACAAACUUAUUUUGAUGGAAUUAAUUUACAAACCUUUUUAUUAAAUCCAAUAUAAAUAGGCAUGCCGCCUCCCUUAGAUCCUACCUUGUUAGUUGGAAGUUGGAAAGAAUGGAGCAAUCAAGAUUCGUAAUCCCCGCAUCGGAGGUGGAAUCGAGGGAGGCCCUCCCCUCCCUCGUCUCCUCCUCCGAGCCCCUAGUCCGCACCCCCAUCUCCAACUUCAACGUCGCCGCCGUAGGCCUCGGCGCCUCCGGCCGCGCCUUCGUCGGCGUGAACAUCGAGUUCCCCGGCCUCCCCUUCCACCACACCAUCCACGCCGAGCAGUUCCUCCUCACCAACAUGUCCCUCCACGCCGAGACCACCCUCCACUCCUUCGCCGUCUCCGCCGCCCCCUGCGGGCACUGCCGCCAGUUCCUCCAGGAACUCCGCCACGCCCCCGACGUCCAAAUCCUCAUCACCUCCGACCCAAACCCUAGCUUCACCCCUCUCUCCCACUUGCUCUCCCACCACUUCGGUCCCCACGACCUUCUCCCCCAGAGCGAACCCCUUCUCUUGGAGCCUCGCCACAACAACCUCACUCUCCCAAACCCUAAUUCUCUUACUCUUGCCGCUUUAGAGGCCGCCAAUGCUUCCCACGCGCCCUACAGCGCCUGCCCCUCUGGCGUGGCGCUUCUCGACUCCAAGGGGGCUCUUUACAAGGGCUCUUACAUUGAGUCCGCCGCUUAUAACCCCAGCUUGGGGCCCCUACAGGCCGCGCUCGUCGCCUUUAUCUCCGCCGGCGGUGGGGACUAUGAGGACAUUGCGGCGGCGGUCUUGGUGGAGAAGGAGGGGGCGCUCAUCAAGCAGGACCACACCGCCAGGUUGUUGCUCCACUCCAUAGCGCCCCUGUGUCGCUUCGAGGCUUUUCUUGCAACUUGAACUCAACAACAUUCUUAUUAUUUCUCUCUACUCUACUUCAAAAUUCAAAUAAUGUUUUUCUCUCAUCUUCUUCUGCAACCCAACUCACUCACCUAUGCUUCAAAUAUUUUAACUGCUGAAAUAAACUAAUUCUAAAAGGAUCAAUGAAUACAACUUGUCAAAGGAUGAAUCUAUCUUUAGUUGAUUCAAAUAAUGUAUUUCUCUUGGGAAAUAUAGUUGAUUCACUGUUUUUAUCUUCUCAUGUAUGAUAUGAGGCACUAGCACUUUUUG
Cajanus cajan (pigeon pea) is the source of this 1239-nucleotide messenger RNA. RefSeq names its product cytidine deaminase 1. Gene Ontology annotation, molecular function: zinc ion binding; cytidine deaminase activity. The record is from RefSeq and is a predicted model, not a curated record. Gene Ontology annotation, cellular component: cytosol. Lineage: Eukaryota; Viridiplantae; Streptophyta; Magnoliopsida; Fabales; Fabaceae.